UCUCAGCUGGAGUCACUGCGCAUGCGCCGCUUUCCCGCGCCCGCGCCUGCCUCCGGCCCGGUGUGAUGUGUGAGCUAUAACUGGACACACGGGUGGUCUCUCUUCCCCGCUGGCGACCCGUAGCAUGUGGCCCUUUGACCCGCCGAGGCGGGGUGAGAGGUCGGGUGGCCAUCUUGUGGCAGCGGUGGCGGUUUGUUGCUGGUGAGGCCCCGCCGCGCCCCCUCCCCCUCCCCCGGGCUGAGCAGGCCCCGGGGCCGGGCCGGGCCGGGCGGCGCCAUGUCCUCCUUCUCGGAGUCGGCCCUGGAGAAGAAGCUCUCGGAGCUGAGCAACUCCCAGCAGAGCGUCCAGACCCUGUCGCUGUGGCUCAUCCACCACCGCAAGCACGCAGGGCCCAUCGUCUCCGUGUGGCACCGGGAGCUCCGCAAAGCAAAAUCAAGUAGGAAGCUUACAUUUCUAUAUUUGGCGAACGAUGUCAUCCAGAACAGUAAAAGGAAGGGUCCUGAAUUCACAAGGGAGUUUGAAUCUGUUCUUGUGGAUGCUUUUUCUCAUGUUGCCAGAGAGGCAGAUGAAGGCUGCAAAAAGCCCUUGGAGCGAUUGCUUAAUAUCUGGCAAGAAAGGAGCGUGUAUGGCAGCGAGUUCAUACAACAGCUGAAACUUUCUAUGGAGGACACCAGUAGUCCUCCACCAAAAGUUACAGAGGAGAAAAAGUCCUUGAAGCGGACAUUUCAGCAGAUACAGGAGGAAGAAGAUGAGGAUUACCCUGGGAGCUACUCGCCUCAGGACCCCAGCACUGGGCCAUUACUGCUUACAAGGAAGUAUGUAUGUCAAGCAGACAGUGAACAUCCUUUGGUUCUUCAAGCCAGCAUAAACAUUGAAAAGACUGAGGACUUGAUCAAAGCCUUGCAGGACCUGGAAAAUGCAGCAUCAGGAGAUGCCACAGUGCGGCAGAAAAUUGCCUCACUGCCACAGGAAGUUCAAGAUGUGUCUCUGCUGGAGAAAAUUACAGACAAAGAGGCAGCAGAACGUCUUUCGAAAACGGUGGAUGAAGCAUGUUUGUUACUAGCAGAGUAUAAUGGGCGGCUGGCAGCAGAGUUGGAAGACCGACGCCAGCUGGCGCGCAUGCUGAUUGAGUACACCCAGAACCAGAAGGAUGUAUUGACAGAGAAAGAAAAAAAGUUAGAAUUGUACCUGAGGAGGGACAUGCUUUCUGUAAACCUACCAUCAUACUACAGCAUGUUAAAAAGGAGUAUAAACAGAAGCUUGCUCGGGUAACCCAGGUCCGCAAGGAGUUGAAAUCUCACAUCCAGAGCCUUCCAGAUCUGUCGCUGCUGCCCAAUGUAACAGGAGGCCUGGCACCUUUGCCAUCUGCUGGUGAUCUGUUUUCAACUGACUAGAACUAAUGGUGCCCGCAUUUACUACUUCCCCUUAGUACCAGCAGAAAUAAGAAAACUCUCAUGUUGACUGGAAAUCCAGUCUUCCAAUGAUCUACCAUAGGAAUGAACAUACAGACCCUACUUUCAACUUACCAGCUGCACAUGCGUGCUCUCUGUGUACAGUGUCUCACGUUGAGGGGAAGAUGGAGAGUAUGUAUGUCCAUGUUCUGAAGGGAGUGGGUAUAGAGUCCAUAUAUAUUUUGAAAAGAAACUUUUCUCACCUUUUCUCUACUCAGAUUAGUUUCUGUUUGCUCUUAGCACUUGUUACUCCCGCAGAAGUCAUAAGAAUCAUGUACAUAUACCUUGAAAGUUUUUUCAAAGAAAUGUUGUGUUUUUCUCUCUAAAAGUGUCUGAUUAUUUCUGAAUCUGUUUUGUCUGUGUUAGUUGGGUUUCUGAUGUUCAAAUCUAUAAGCAGUAGAGUGGCUAGCGUGCUUUAUGGGGGUGUAUGCAUGUGUGUACUGUACCAUACUGGGAUCGGGGGGACAUGUCCAUAGAGCAACAGUACAGUUAACCUUUUGUUAAAUUUAUAGUUGCUGUUACUGUUGUAGGAAUGACCUCAAGGUGGUUCCUAUCUGGUGUGGUGCAUAUGUAUAUACUUUGAGACACGCGCUAUGGGCAAUAGAAAUGAACAGCUUGUUGUUGUGAAUUAGGGAUAACUUCAUAACUUACACUCAGCUGAGCAAUGCAGAACUGGUUACUAGACAUGAGUAGAAGUGAAUUUUAUUCCGACUCCCUUGUAUUAUAUUUAUACCACAUUUUCCCUCUGUAUUAUAUAAAUGUAAAUGCUACAGACAUUUAACUAGCCAAGAGGUUGGAGUGGUGGAAUAAAGCUAGUGAUAUCUCAGAUAGGUACUGUAACUUGCUUUGUGACCUUGAGAAUGGCUAUAUUGAAAAUUUUGUUCUAUGAAUUUUGUCUCCUUAGUUUAAAUAAGUGAAUUUUAUUUGAUGGACUGAAGUUAAAUGUGGUAUAAAUAUUUUAUUUAUACAACGUAUCAACAUAUACAGACCUGUAUGUAUAUGUAUGCCAUACAUCAAUAUACAUGUGCAUGUAUACAUUGGGAGGAUGUAUGUAAUUUCGUAUUGCACAUUGAGUCGAUUUUUCCCAGUAAAAAUCGAAAAAUGAAUUUAAAAAGUACUAAUUCUAAUUCCAUGAUCGUGCUAGCUAAUGGUAUAACUACCAUGGAUGUAGUUAGGUUUAAAUUUUUGUGUAUUAGUUUUAGCAAGCAGGCCUGCCUGCUCAUUGCAAACCAUUCCAAUCUGGCAAUUUUGUUUUAAUGUAAACACUUCUUGCUAAGGGCACGUCUUCACUAGCAAUGCGGCAGUGCUUUAACCUGGCUGUGUAGUCGUGGCACCAGUGCUGGUGCACUGUCUGUCCAAGCGCUAUAAAAAACCCACCUCCACAAGUGGAGUAACUCCCAGCGCUGGGGCACGGUCUACACUUCCACUUUGAAGCGCUGAAACUUGCAGCGCUCGGGGUGUGUGUUUUCACACCCCUGAGCGAGAGCGUUGCAGCGCUGUAAAGUGCCAUUGUAGACAAGGCCUAAGACUUACAAGCUGCUGGAAACACUUGAUUAGAUAAUAUAGGUUCUGUAUUACAAAGGCUGAAACCAGUAAGGCAGAGUGAUGUGCUUUGUUGGUGCCUCACUGUGGUCUUAAGCUGCUCUUUUCAAAGACAUGAGAGGAAGCCUAUAGAAAUAUGAAGCUUGUUCUGUGUGCUCAUUAACUUAUUUUACAGGGAAUAUAAUGGCUAAUUCAGCAUUCAGUGAAACCGAAUAAACUAGCAUGUCUGGUCAUUUAGUUUGUGAAAAGUUCCUGCACUUCAUUUUGGCCCUUUUAUUCUUGCCUCCUUACUGCCCACCUGUGGAAUCUGUUUUCCCCUUGUUGUAGAGGAGAAUUCCUGGGGGCAGCAGUACAUUCUUCCAUGAAUUGAUGUGAUUGGAGAGCCCUUUAGCUAAAUGUUUGGACCAUAAAGUGUUCUACACUCUCUGCUUUUGCCAAAAAAAACAAAACAAAAGAAAACCCCAAACUCUUAAACACAAACCAAAAGAUGCGUUUCUGUUGUGCCCCAGCUCAGUUUAGUUAAUCCCAGGCUGUAUUUUAUUUAAACAGUAACUAUUCUUGACCUGUAAUUUGGCUGCAUAACCAUUACAGGACAAAAAUGAAGCAAAACUGUCAUAGAAAUUAUGUAGACAAAUGAGUGUUGGCAUCUCAAACUGCUAUUUUGGAUGGAUUUUGUGUGAGAAAGUUGUAUGUUUGUUUUUUAAAUUGAAAUGCUUUGAUUUUUCCAAAAAAUGUGUGUGUUUUACUUUAUUUUGCUUAAUUUAAAUAGUCUUGUGGUUUUUAUUGGGGGGGGGGGGAGGGGGAAAGGAUGCCUGGUGAACUGGGUGCAACUUCAUCAAACAGUUUCCCCAAAGUGUCUCUUAAAAAAAAAAAAAAAAGGCUUAAAUCUGUAUAUGAAUUGAUCUAGGAAUUCAUUUAGAAGUAUAGGCUGCCAUUUUGGCAGCAGUAUAUUCUGAAAUGUCUCAGAUAUCUAUUUUUGAAUAAAGAGGGUGUUGUUGAAUGGUA
This is a messenger RNA of Mauremys reevesii (Reeves's turtle), 3998 nucleotides long. RefSeq names its product regulation of nuclear pre-mRNA domain containing 1B (gene RPRD1B). The transcript is spliced from 9 exons. Gene Ontology annotation, cellular component: RNA polymerase II, holoenzyme. NCBI's taxonomy places the organism in Eukaryota, Metazoa, Chordata, Testudines, Geoemydidae. The coding region runs from base 277 to 1272 and encodes 331 amino acids. Gene Ontology annotation, biological process: mRNA 3'-end processing. The record is from RefSeq and is a predicted model, not a curated record. Gene Ontology annotation, molecular function: RNA polymerase II C-terminal domain binding.